Drosophila ficusphila is the source of this 9003-nucleotide messenger RNA. It is a transcript of the gene Khc-73, whose product is annotated as kinesin-like protein KIF13A. The record is from RefSeq and is a predicted model, not a curated record. Gene Ontology annotation, biological process: cytoskeleton-dependent intracellular transport; microtubule-based movement. NCBI's taxonomy places the organism in Eukaryota, Metazoa, Arthropoda, Insecta, Diptera, Drosophilidae. The coding region runs from base 303 to 6152 and encodes 1949 amino acids. Gene Ontology annotation, molecular function: microtubule motor activity; ATP hydrolysis activity; microtubule binding. Gene Ontology annotation, cellular component: microtubule; kinesin complex. The transcript has 19 exons.
CUUACAACUGUGUCAUCCCUAUUUCGACAUCUAAAAAACGGAACGCGAAAAAUGAAAACGCAAUACAGAAAAGCGAAAUUGAAGUGAAACCAAGUGCAACAUCGACGGAUCAAAAGAUUGCGUGCACACAACUCCCGCGAGGACAACAACUAACAACUAGCCGAUAAUAAAAAGUAGAAACGCAGCAGGAGGAGAAGGAGCUAACCACGCCCCCACCGCCACCCGCGAGUGGUGACCGAUUCGCCCCACCCACCCGCAUCUCCACUUCAGCACUCGAAACAGCCGAAGCAUCCGCAUCCGCGAUGUCAAGUGAUAAGAUCAAAGUCGCCGUAAGGGUGCGACCCUUCAAUCGCCGUGAAAUCGAACUGGGUACAAAAUGUAUCGUGGAGAUGGAAAAACAGCAGACUAUUCUGCAAAAUCCGCCGCCACUAGAGAAAAUCGAAAGAAAACAACCAAAGACAUUUGCAUUCGAUCACUGCUUUUACUCAUUAAACCCCGAGGACGACAACUUUGCGUCCCAGGAGACUGUGUUCGAUUGCGUGGGUCGUGGAAUUCUGGAUAAUGCAUUCCAGGGCUAUAAUGCUUGUAUAUUCGCAUACGGCCAGACAGGCUCUGGCAAGUCCUACACGAUGAUGGGUUCCCAGGAGAGCAAGGGCAUCAUCCCGCGCCUGUGCGACCAGCUCUUCUCAGCCAUAGCCAACAAAUCCACACCGGAGCUGAUGUACAAGGUUGAGGUGUCGUACAUGGAGAUUUACAACGAGAAGGUCCACGAUCUGCUCGAUCCCAAGCCGAACAAACAGUCGCUGAAGGUGCGCGAGCACAACGUCAUGGGCCCCUACGUUGACGGACUGUCGCAGCUGGCCGUGACGUCCUACCAGGACAUCGACAACCUGAUGACCGAGGGCAACAAGUCGCGCACUGUGGCCGCCACCAACAUGAACGCCGAGUCGUCGCGCUCCCACGCAGUCUUCUCGGUGGUCCUCACUCAGAUACUCACGGAUCAGGCGACGGGAGUCAGUGGCGAAAAGGUUUCCCGCAUGUCCCUGGUGGACUUGGCUGGUUCCGAGCGGGCCGUAAAAACAGGAGCCGUUGGCGAUCGCCUCAAGGAAGGAUCCAAUAUCAACAAAUCCCUUACCACGCUGGGUCUGGUCAUCUCAAAGCUGGCCGACCAAUCAAACGGAAAAAAGAGCGGCAACGACAAAUUUGUGCCCUACCGCGACUCAGUGCUCACCUGGUUGCUAAAGGAUAAUCUGGGUGGCAACUCGAGGACCGUGAUGGUGGCCACCAUUUCACCCUCAGCAGACAACUACGAGGAGACGCUUUCCACGCUGCGUUAUGCGGAUCGGGCCAAGCGAAUUGUGAACCAUGCUGUCGUCAACGAAGAUCCUAAUGCUCGCAUCAUCCGCGAGCUGCGGCACGAGGUGGAGACGCUUAGGAGCAUGCUGAAACACGCGACUGGGUCGCCGGUGGGCGAUGUCCAGGACAAGCUGGCUGAGAGCGAGAACCUGAUGAAGCAGAUCUCGCAGACUUGGGAGGAGAAGCUGGUCAAGACCGAGCGGAUACAGAACGAACGACAACAGGCGCUCGAAAAGAUGGGCAUCAGUGUCCAGGCGAGUGGCAUCAAGGUGGAGAAGAACAAGUACUACUUGGUCAAUUUGAAUGCCGAUCCGUCCCUCAACGAGCUGCUGGUCUAUUAUUUAAAGGAACGCACGCUGAUUGGCGGACGCAGCAUCAGUGGCCAGCAACCGGAUAUUCAGCUGUCUGGCCUGGGCAUCCAGCCCGAACACUGUGUGAUCACCAUCGAGGACAGUGGACUUUACAUGGAGCCUGUGCAGGGAGCCCGUUGCUUUGUCAACGGAUCGGCAGCGGUGGAGAAGACGCCGCUUCAAAACGGCGACCGAAUCCUGUGGGGAAACCACCAUUUCUUCCGAGUCAACUCUCCGAAAAGCAACAACACCAGCAUGUGUGCCUCGGAGCCCCAGACGCCGGCGCAGCUUAUUGAUUACAAUUUCGCACGCGAUGAAAUUAUGCAGAACGAGCUGAGCAACGACCCCAUCCAGACGGCCAUUGCUCGGCUGGAGCGUCAGCACGAGGAAGAUAAGCAGGUGGCACUAGAGAAGCAGCGACAGGAGUACGAGCGGCAGUUCCAGCAGCUGCGUAAUAUUCUAUCGCCGAGCACGCCAUACGCUCCCUAUGCGCCGUAUGACCCAUUGCGCAUGGGCAAGAUUACCCCGAAUACUCCCACAUCGCAAAUGCGGGUGGAAAAGUGGGCGCAGGAACGUGAUGAGAUGUUCCGGCGCAGCUUGGGCCAACUGAAAACGGACAUUAUGCGUGCGAAUUCGCUAGUGCAGGAGGCGAACUUUCUGGCCGAGGAGAUGGAGAAGAAGACCAAGUUUUCGGUCACCCUGCAGAUCCCACCAGCUAAUCUCAGUCCCAACCGGCGGCGAGGAGCCUUCGUCAGCGAGCCAGCUAUUCUGGUGAAGCGCACAAACUCCGGCAGCCAGAUCUGGACGAUGGAGAAGUUGGAGAACAAGCUGAUAGACAUGCGCGAGAUGUACCAGGAGCACAAGGACCGCGUUCUGAACGGACUGCCCCUUAUAGAGCCAUUCUCAGACGACGAGUACGACGACAAGGACGAGGACAGUACCAAGCCGCAGGAUCCGUUCUACGAGUCGCAGGAGAACCACAAUCUGAUUGGUGUGGCCAAUAUAUUUUUGGAGGUUCUCUUCCACGACGUCAAGCUGGACUACCACACGCCGAUCAUCAGUCAGCAGGGAGAAGUUGCGGGUCGUCUGCAGGUGGAGAUCGAGCGCAUUGCCGGCCAGAUGCCGCAGGAUCGCAUGUGUGAAUCGGUCUCAGAAUCGUCGGGAGACUCGCGGGAUGAGUACGACGACCCGGUGGACCCAACGUCCAACCAGAUCACCUGCCGCGUGACCAUCAAGUGUGCCAGCGGGCUCCCUUUGUCGCUCUCGAACUUCGUAUUUUGCCAGUACACUUUCUGGGGCCACCAGGAGAUGGUGGUGCCGGUGAUCAAUGCCGAGUCCACGGCCCACGACCAAAACAUGGUCUUCAAGUUUGAGCACACGCAGGACUUCACGGUUACCAUCAACGAGGAGUUCCUGGAGCACUGCAUCGAGGGAGCGCUGUCCAUCGAGGUGUGGGGCCACCGCAGCGCCGGCUUCUCCAAGACCAAGGGCUGGGAAGUGGAGCAGCAGCAGGCUAAGGCCCGCUCUCUGGUCGAUCGCUGGGCGGAGCUGUCGCGUAAGAUCGAGCUCUGGGUGGAGAUCCACGAGCUGAACGACAACGGCGAGUACUCGCCCGUGGAGGUGACCAACCGCAACGAGGUACUGACCGGCGGGAUCUACCAGCUGCGCCAGGGACAACAGCGCCGCGUGAAUGUGCGCGUGAAGCCGGUCCAAAACUCGGGCACCCUGCCCAUUAUCUGUCAGUCGAUCGUCAACGUUGCCAUCGGCAGUGUGACGGUUCGGUCUCGGCUGCAGCGACCACUGGACUCGUACCAGGAGGAGGAUCUCACCGUGCUGCGCGAGAAGUGGAGCGAGGCGUUGGGGCGAAGGCGUCAAUACCUCGACCAGCAGAUCCAGAUGCUGAUCAAGAAGGAGGAGAAAAACGAGCAGGAAAGGGAGCGCGAACUUAGCUUGGUGCACCAGUGGGUCUCACUGACUGAAGAGCGGAACGCCGUGUUGGUGCCGGCUCCUGGUUCGGGUAUUCCCGGAGCACCUGCCUCGUGGGAGCCGCCAGCAGGCAUGGAACCCCAUGUACCCGUCCUCUUCCUAAACCUAAAUGGCGAUGAUCUGUCGGCGCAGAAUACCAACGACGAGCUGUCCAUUGCUGGCAUCAACUCCAUUCUGUCGAAGGAGCAUGGCCACAAGUUUUACACGCUGCAAAUCCUGCAGCACCUGGACAAGGAUGUGUGCUGUGUGGCCAGUUGGGACUCCUCGAUGCACGACAGCCAGGCCCUGAACCGAGUCACUGAGGCCAACGAACGCGUCUAUUUGAUUCUGCGCACCACAGUGCGUUUGUCGCAUCCAGCACCCAUGGAUCUCGUGCUGCGCAAGCGCUUGAGCAUCAACAUCAAGAAGGGCCAGACGCUGACCGAUCGGCUAAAAAAGUUCAGACUGGUGCGGGGCGAGAACGCCAUUUGGCAGAGCGGCGUCACCUACGAAGUGGUCUCCAACAUUCCAAAGGCCUCCGAGGAGCUGGAGGAUCGCGAGUCCCUGGCCCAGUUGGCCGCCAGCGGAGAUGAUUGCUCUGCGAGCGACGGCGAAACCUACAUAGAGAAAUACACGCGGGGCGUGUCGGCGGUGGAGAGCAUACUGACCCUGGAUCGCCUGCGCCAAAAUGUGGCGGUCAAGGAGCUGGAAACGGCCCACGGACAGCCGCUGAGCAUGCGCAAGACCGUCAGCGUGCCGAACUUCUCGCAGGCGGUCAAAGACACCACCAAUACCGGGAGUAUUAUGCGCUUUGAUGCGUCGAUGGAGUCGCUGCUGAAUGUGGGAAGGUCCGAGUCCUUUGCCGAUCUUAACAACAGUGCGCUGGGCAGCAAGUUCACGCCAGCAGGUCACAGUCCAGCAGGAGCCGGCGGUGUCAUCCGGAAUCGCCACAGCUUUGGCGGCAAGGGAAGCAGCGACGAUUCUCCCGGAAAAGCCUUCGGCAUUGCGCGUCCAACUUUUUUGAAUCUCAAUUUGAACUUGAACACUUUGAGAAUUGCGCCAACAAAACCAUCCCCGGCUACCAGUAAGCUGCUGGGCAUGCGGAUGACCACGCUGCACGAGGAACCCCUGGGCGGACACAGAUCCCUGGACGAGGAGCCGGAGGACAGCUACAGCGACUCCGAGUACGCCGCCGAGUACGAACAAGAGAGGCAACAGAACAAGAGUCUGGCCACGCGGUCCCGCCUCACGGCUUCCAAGACCAUGGACUCGUUCAUGGACGUUAGCAGCCACUCGAACCAGAGCUACUUGAGCUACACGUCCAGUGCCAACGCGAACAUGAAGCACUUGACCGGCCUGGCCACGCUGAGCAUGAGCUCCUCCACGAGCAGUGGUUACGGCUCCCAAGCCGUCUCCUGCAACAAUCUGAGCAACGAGGACAUUGCUUCAAUGCGAUCCAUGAGCAUUGACGAGACGCCAGAUUUCGACCGAGUGCAUUCGAACUCGCCACCGAACCGACAGACACGAGUCAACCCCUUCCUAAAGGACAUGCCCAAAGCCAAAACACAGGAGCAACCUGAGCCGCAGGCCAAAAAGCUGCAGGAGGCCUUCUCGCAUCCAUUGGAGCAGCUGGAGUCCGGAGAUAACGCACAAAGCGACGAGGACGAGCGCGAACAGCUGCCAAAGAAUAAUAACAACAACAUCAACAACAACAUCGUGGUCAAGGAGCCGGAACCGAUCUCCGAGCAAGCAGAGCUGGAAGAAGCUAAGCCACAACCCGAAUCACAAACAGAGCUCGCCACAGACAAUCAGAACGGCAACAGGUCCUCCGACGAGAUGAGCCAGAGUUCCGAGGAUCUGCUCGAAGGCGAUGGCAUCGUGCGGGAGGAGUUGCCCGCUGGAAAAGUGGUCCGGCGCAAAAAAUCAAACACCCAACCUCCUUCGCUUAAUGGUAACAGCAACAACAACAACAACAAUAGCAGCACAAGCCAGACACCGCGCAUCAAUCAUCGGGCGUCGGUGGCCAAAAUGGAGGGCUUGGCCGCGUACAUCGACACCAGCAUUAUGUCCAGCAGCACAGAAGUCGAAGAUGAGAGCAAGGAAGUGGAAGUGGUCCUGCCCGAUUGGAUAGUGGUGGGCGAGUCUGUACUUAUCCGACCCUACAACACCAGCGGCGUCAUCCGAUUCGUGGGCACCACUGAGUUCCAGCCCGGCGCCUGGAUCGGCGUUGAACUGGACACGCCCACUGGCAAAAACGAUGGCAGCGUGAAGGGCAUUCAGUAUUUCCAAUGCAAGCCCAAGCACGGCAUGUUCGUGCGCUCUGACAAGCUGAUGCUGGACAAGCGCGGCAAGGCGAUGCGGGCCUACAAGGCCGCCGAGAAGAGCAACAGCAUCAGCAAAGAGAUGAGCACCUCCAUGACGGGCUCGAUGACACGCUCCAAGAGCCGCGGCGACUCGCUAAACCUCUCGGCGCGCAAAUGAUUGUACCCCAAGUGUUCGCAUCAGCUGCAGCGCUGGACUAAUUGCAGGCAGUCGACGGUGGCCACCAGCGGCGCUGCCACGAGCCAGCCGGCGACCUGCCACAGACUGCGUGCAACCAGCGGCGCUGCAGAUGCGAACAGUCAUGGCAAGAAGUGCUAUGCCAAUCGACGCUCGACGGCCUUCUAAGGCCGCCAACCCAGGAUGACAAAGUCGAGGACGAGGAUCGGGCGAGAGCGCCUCGUCUAGCAACGAACAAUGCGGAGCAUAAUCCACAUGCCAACCAUAUUCUAGCUUACUUAACUAUUCUCUCACCAUGCCGCAAAUGAAAUGCCGUACACUUAACCCCACGCUUCUCUAAGUAGUUUAAGGCGGUGUCUACAGCAGAACUAAUUACUAAUCUAGCUAAACUAAACUAAACGAAACGAAUCGAAACUAAACUAAGCCGACAGGCAUUCGCGUAGUUGCAAUACGAGUUCGCAAGAUUUAGCGGCCCUUCGAUUUAUCUAUGUGUUAAACAGGCACUUUUGAUUCCAUUGUUUUGUGUUCUUGUAGUUAAUUGUCGUUUUUGCCUUUCGAUUUUUGAAUGAAGCGCUUUACUGAUAUAUAUUUUUGUAAUGGUUCUUUGCCUUUAGUUUAGUUCAAUUGUUUUCGAUAUCGACGUGACUUGGUUAACGAUGAGCUUAUAUUUUUUAAUUGUUAUUGACUAUAUUCAAUAUAUGAAUCAUUUGUAUAUAUUUGUAAUUAAGAACUUGCAAUAAUUUUGUCUCCAUGUUUCCUUUCCUGAGCUCAUGAUCUGUUUAGCGCAUUUAUAUACAAUUACCAAUACAAUACAAUGUUAGUAAUAAUGAGAGCAACAUAUUCUAUAGGGCUGCGUCCAAGCAAUUGAAGCCUCCCAAGAUGGUCGCAUCUUGGAUCUUACUCCCCGAUUAAGGCGCUUCGCACCGGCGCAGUUAAUGUGUAAAUUGUAUUAUUUUGAUGUGAUGUAUUUAUAAUUUCCCUUUAUAUAUGCAUAUAUAUAAAAAAUAAAUUGAUUUUAUUGAACUUAUGAUUUAUUUUGAUUUUUACCCCGUCCGAAAUGUGCAAUAUAAGUAUAGGGUCUUAAGUUAUAUUUAUCAAAGUUGAAGGUUGUGCGACUAUGUUUGUGAGGCGUUUUAAGUAACAUUAACUGAACACCGAGCCACACGCUGGUGUUAGUCCAAAGCAAGAAAGCAAUAAUUGCAUUGAAUAUUCAAUUUUAUGUUAAGAUACUUUAAUAAUCGUACUCGAAAAGGAUAAAGUGAGGCCCCAAAAAAAAAAAGAUAGUGUCAAAAGAGCAUGGGUUUCUAUGAACAUUCAAGUCCGGCACCGGCUGAAGAACGUUUGUACGUAAAAACCGUAAACGUAUCCAUCCAUCCAUCCAACCAACCAACAUCCAAAGCACUCCAAAACUGAGUCUGAGAUAAAUUGCAAUUUAAACAAACAAUAAGAGCGAUUUUCACUUAGGAAACCCAAAAACGAAACUGAAAUCCAACAGAAAUCAGUUGGGACGCGUCAAAGGUCGCGACGAGACCCAACUGGACGAUCUACAGCCAUUCAUCCAGUGUAUACAAGCAUGAAUAUACACCACUUAUAUAUAUAUUAGGUAUAUAUUUUCGAACUGUUUUUCUACUUGCGUAAAAGCGAAAAGCAACUACCAAAAUAUACUUGAAAAUACGUCCAAAAUUUAAAAUUCAAGGUCAAGAUACAACUAUGAUAUAUACUUACAACUGCAUGGUUAUUCAUGAAUUUAAAUAUGAACCGCGUAUUUACCAAUGAUAAUCCUAACUGAAACACAAUUAAUUUGAAUAUUGAGUGCCCCCUGGGGGAACUCCAGAAUGUAAUUCCCAGCCAGGGGGCACUUGUUUGAGUAUGUGUGUGCAAUUUGUAGACGCCGCAAUUCGAAUCGGUUGAGCAUUUUAAUUCAGAACUAAUUUAAUCACAUGAGUGUAUAUAGUGGGGCAUUAUUACCGUCUAAAUCACCCUCAAAUUAACGCAUUUAACUAGCGCAAAUAACGUUCAACUAGAGGUUGAUUGAGUAACGUGUGAAGACCCCGAUAGAAAAACGAAAGUUAGCAGCACUUUAUUGGGCUUAAUUGUAAAAUAGAUCGAGAAUCCAUAGUUGUAGACAGAGUGCAUUGCAUUGCAAAGAAAUUAAGUAGCCGUAGAGAUCGAUUGGAACGCCGACAAAUUGAAUCGUACCUUGACGUUAUAAAAGAAUUAAUCAUAUUUUUGUGCAAUCUAGUGCAGUUCUCACGCAAUCAGCCCCGCAACAAAUAGUUUGCUAUUGCAUAGGCACACACAUAUUAGACGGGAUAUAGGAUCGAUCGGAUCGGAAGAUAGCCUUCGAAAAGUUUACUCGUAAGUUUGCGCACUCUUAGAGCUUUUAGCACGGUCAACGAAUAAAUGUUAUUACACCACGAUUACAGCUCGACUCCAUCAGCCGUUAAAUAAACUAACCAAGAGUUCAGCCCCAAGUUAAUGGAUAAACUAAACCACAUGCUAGAUCUGCUUUAUCAUCACACACAAAGCUAACCAUUGUUGACGCAUUUGGUUCGAUAAUAAAGUUGAGUUCACUCCCCACUUGUAGUUGCAAUCACAGAACAGAGUAUAAUGCAAAAAAUAGGUGUCAGCAGCGGAAACCAUACAUAUAAUUUUAGUAAUUUACAAUUGUUUUAAUCCAACUUAAGUAUUUUAAAGCAAACACGCCGGAGAAAUUUAAACAAAAAUACACGCGUAAUCAGCAAUUUGAACAACUUCAACCGAACAAAACAAAAGAGAAUAUGAAAUAUGUACUUAUAUCUAUAAAUACAAAUAUACAAACAUGCAAUGGGCA